UGGACUCAGAACAGGACCGCAGCCAUCCAUCCUAGGGCAGGAACCCUUCUGCCAGUCUGUUUUUGCCCCUCCACAAAACUCCCUUUGGGCGGUUUCCAGCUAAACCGUCUUCGAGAAUGUCCAGAGGUCCCCAGAGAGGAAGCUGCUGCCCUGCGCUGGCCACGAAAGUGGGCGAGGGGGAUGCUGGCCACUGGGCGGAACCGAGAGCGCACCUGCUCCGUGCGCUGGGAGCGGUGGGAGGGGCAGGGGCGGCGCGCGGGGCUCUGCUCGACCAUCCCGCCGACCUGGGGAAGCCUCGCUCCGACGGCCACUCGGGGGUGACUGGUGGCCGCGCCUGGGGUGCCAGAUGAAAGGAGACAACCAUGAACGAGCCGCUAGAUGACUCUGUAAAUGCUUCUGAUUUCCCUGAUUAUGCAGCCGCUCUUGGAAAUUGCACUGAUGAAAAGCUCCCACUCAAGAGGCACUACCUCCCUGUAAUUUAUAGCAUCAUCUUCCUGGUGGGCUUUCCCGGGAACGCAGUCGCCAUCUCCACGUACGUCUUCAAAAUGCGGCCCUAGAGCAGCACCAUCAUUAUGCUGAACCUGGCCUGCACCGACCUGCUCUAUCUCACCAGCCUCCCCUUCCUGAUCCACUACUACGCCAGCGGCGAGAACUGGAUCUUUGGCGACUUCAUGUGCAAGUUCAUCCGCUUCGGCUUCCAUUUCAACCUGUACAGCAGCAUCCUCUUCCUCACCUGUUUCAGCAUCUUCCGCUACUUGGUCAUCAUCCACCCGAUGAGCUGCUUUUCCACGCGCAAGACUCGGUGGGCCGCGGUGGCCUGUGCCGUGGUGUGGAUCGUUUCGCUGGCGGCCGUCAUGCCCAUGACCUUCCUGAUCACGUCGACCACCGGGACCAACAGAUCUGCCUGCCUUGACCUCACGAGCUCGGAUGACCUCACAACUAUCAAAUGGUACAACCUGAUUUUGACGGCGACCACGUUCUGCCUCCCGUUGGCGAUAGUGACGCUUUGCUACACGACGAUCAUCUACACCCUCACCCAGGGCCCUCAGACGCACAGCUGCCUUAAGCAGAAGGCUCGGAGGCUGACCAUUCUGCUGCUCCUCGUGUUUUAUAUAUGCUUUUUGCCCUUCCACAUCUUAAGGGUCGUUCGGAUCGAAUCUCGCCUGCUUUCCAUCAGCUGUUCCACCGAGAAUCAGAUCCACGAGGCGUACAUCGUUUCUAGACCGCUGGCCGCCCUCAACACCUUUGGCAACCUGUUGCUGUAUGUGGCGGUCGGCAGCAACUUCCAGCAGGCCGUCUGCUCGAUGGUGAGGUGCCCAGCAGGUGGGGACCUGGAGCAAGGGAAGAAAAUCAGUCAGUCAAACAACCCUUGAAACACUUCCUGUACUCAGCCAAAGGGAAAUGCUGAUACCUCUUCGGUAGCUUCUAAGAAGUCCGGACUCUCUCCCUCAGCGGAACUCUUGGAAAACAGUGCACGCUCAGGUAGCCAUGUGCCCAAGCCAGGGCAGGGCUGCUGUGAGUUCUUUAUCAUCUGCUUAUUGGGAUCCUUCCUUGGGUAGAUGUAAGCAUGGGAUGGAUGCAGAUCGGUCAAGUGUUCAGAUGUAGAAUAGGAGCCAUCGGGACUCAGGGCCAUUUGAGUGACAUCUAGUCUCACCAACUUUAUAUGUAUGUAGUUUUAUACACACACACACGUACAUAGUGUGUAAAUUAAAAUUCACCCACUAGCCCUAGAUCUACAAUAUUUUAUGCCAUGAUAAGAGAAAGCCAAUCUUUUCACUUGUAGCUUCUUGCUUCUUUAUACUGAGGUCUGUUAGUACUGAGCCCCUAAAACUACUCAAGGCAUUAUUUGUAUAGUUUUCAAUACUUGCUUUUUAAAAAAUUUCAUAUCUUUAUAAUUUUUUCAAACUUCGUGAUUAUUAAACUAUUUUUCACCAGGCCUUAGUCAAUUUUGUAGACUAAAGCUGGCCAGUACAAUACACCCGAGGCAAUUCAACGAUGUCCAUGUGAAUACCUAAAAGGAACACCUGCCAGAUAUUUUUCUCUAUUGUUGUAGGUUCUUUUAAAAGCUGUUAUUGAAUUUGUAAAAAUUAUCAAUUUGUACUGGUCAUUAUUGGCAUGUCCUGGGGAAGAAAGAGCACUUUGGGGGGAACAGAAGUACUUUUCAAUAUUAUGUGUAUAUUGGGUGUUAAAUAAAAUCUAACAUUGUUUUAAUUUCUCUGGGAACAUAUUCUGGGAAAAACUCUCUUUUAUAUACCUUCUCAUUUGUGCCUCUCUUGAAAAUGUGUUCUCUGUUAUAAUAGCUAAAGCUAUUUUUGAAUUAUGUUGUUUAAUUAGCACUCAAUGUAAAUAUUUGAGAAAAUGCCUAGUCUGGAUAGUCAAAACCCUGGUAAAUGUGUUGAUACCAUUAAUAAACUGAUUUUAAAUCACUGGA
Messenger RNA from Sus scrofa (pig), 2431 nucleotides. It is a transcript of the gene OXGR1, whose product is annotated as oxoglutarate receptor 1. Gene Ontology annotation, molecular function: G protein-coupled receptor activity. Gene Ontology annotation, biological process: G protein-coupled receptor signaling pathway. NCBI's taxonomy places the organism in Eukaryota, Metazoa, Chordata, Mammalia, Artiodactyla, Suidae. Gene Ontology annotation, cellular component: plasma membrane. The record is from RefSeq and is a predicted model, not a curated record.